UUUAAAAUCUCUCUUCUUUUUUUGUGCCUUCAAUCUGGUUAUUUAGGCGAUAUGAGGUUUUUACCCACAUCAACCAACAAAAGAUUGGAUGGAAAGAUCGCAAUAGUGACAGGAGGAGCAAGUGGAAUUGGUGCAAGUGCAGUAAAACUCUUCUGGGAAAACGGAGCCAAAGUUGUAAUUGCUGAUAUUCAAGACGAUCUAGGCCAAAAAUUGGCCACGAGUCUCAACAACGACAACAUCAUGUACUUCCACUGCGACAUAUCAAUAGAAGAAGAAGUUCGUGACCUUGUAGACUACACAAUCUCUAAGUAUGGUAAGCUAGACAUCAUGUACAACAAUGCAGGCAUAAGGGACAAGCCUAGAGGUUCGAUUUUAGACUCGACUCAAGAGGAGGUGGAUCGAGUCCUUAGAGUGAACCUAUAUGGUUCAUUCUUUGGAGCCAAGCACGCUGCUCGAGUCAUGGUGCCACAAAAGGAGGGUUGCAUAUUGUUCACUUGUAGUGUUUGCACAUUGAUAGGAGGGAUAGCAACGCACCCUUACACUAUGUCUAAGCAUGCCAUUUUGGGUUUGGCGAAGAAUUUGAGUGUUGAACUUAAGCAACAUGGUAUAAGGGUGAAUUGUAUCUCCCCGUCGGGUGUAUUCAGUGGCAUGGCACCGAGGCUUAUUGGGGGUCAAGGGGUUUUGAUGACCGAGGACGUUGCUCGAGCAGCUCUGUAUCUAGCUAGUGAUGAUGGAAGUUUUGUGAAUGGACAUAAUCUUGUACUAGAUGGUGGAUCUAGUGCAGUGAAUUCAUCCAUGGGAUUCGCGUUCAAUUCAAGUUAAACAAACUAAAAAAAUUAGCAUAUUGUUGAAAAUUUGCGUGUUAUGCCAACAAAUGUUUAAAAUGGCACUUAUAAUUAGAUGUAUCAUGUAUGUGGAAAUGAGUAAAAACAUACAAGAGCGUAUUAUUUUGUUGUCUAUUUGUGGUUCACAUAGAUGUACAUUUUAAUUAGCACUAUGAUCUUUAUAGUAUACAUUUUUGUAAUGACUGUUUAAUUAACGCAUACUUUUAAUAGCUAUUUAUAAAGAUUUAGACAUAAGUGGGUAAUUAUUAAAUUAAUAAAAUUUAUGAUAGAUGGAAUAAAAAUAUUUGACUAUUCAUCAGACCUACUUUUACUAAUAUUUGCGAUUUAAAUAUAAAAAAUAAAAAAAAUAAAAAAAUAAAAAAAUAAAAGUAUAGUCUUGUAGGUACUUAUUAGAAUCAUCUAAAUGAAUAAAUUAUUAAUUUUCAAUUAUCAUAAUUUAUACUUAUUGAUAAUUAAAGAUAUCAAAAUUUUACAUUGAUAUAAGUGCCUAGAGAACUUCUUGUGUUCUUGUUCAAAAUAACUCCUUACACGGGUUAGAGAACUUCGACACUAAUUAAAUUCCAACUAUCUUUUACUCUCCUCCUCCUCCCCCCUUCACAAUUCAAUUUGCAAUAAUUGGGUCUUAACCAUAUUAAUUCUGUAUUUAUGGUCUCAAUCUAAAUGGGUCAAAAAUUCAAGAUGAUCAGGGUUUCUGGGGCAGACUCAGAACUUAACCCGAGUUCACAAUCUCCAAGUAUGGUAAGCUCCCAGCCAUUAAUGCAACCCAGAUGGUCUCGUACAAAGAAGGACAACUUAGUAACAUUCAUAUUAAAUUUUCUUAAAAACAAAAUUGUCAUAUAAACCAAAAAAAAAAAAAAAACGACCACAAACAAAAUAACAAAUCAAAAGACCACAGCCAAAACAGAGCAGUGCACUAUCAACACACUGACUAAAAGCUUUUAAAAAAAAAAAAAAAAAAAAAAAAAGACCAGCAAAAGCAGAAAAAUGUAAAUUAACCACAUGUAAAUUCGCACAGAACACCAGCCAAAACUCUCUUCCCAUGUAACCUGCAUAAGAAACUUCUAAAAAUAAGGACACUGAUCACCAAAACCGUAACGUGAACACAAGAAACAUAAUUCACUCAAAUGCAAACAACUAAUCCACCAUUACAAACCAAAUGCAAACUACACAUAGUCUAUGCUACUAAGCAUUAUUAGUUUGGUUUAAUGUCCUAAACCAGACAUUGUAAAAAAGCUAACACUAUAGCCCUAGCAAUCUCAUUCCAUGUCAGAGUAUCCUAGUUUACAAUGCACCAAUAAAAUCAAAGAUAAAAAUGCCAAAGCAAUCUAGAAAGUGUAACAAACAAAGUUAAAAAAAGUUCCAAUGACAAGGA
Chenopodium quinoa (quinoa) is the source of this 2217-nucleotide messenger RNA. Its product is annotated as tropinone reductase-like 2. Bases 52 to 822 code for a protein of 256 amino acids. The transcript is spliced from 2 exons. Lineage: Eukaryota; Viridiplantae; Streptophyta; Magnoliopsida; Caryophyllales; Amaranthaceae. The record is from RefSeq and is a predicted model, not a curated record. Gene Ontology annotation, molecular function: oxidoreductase activity.